GAUGAAGAAGCCAGACUGUUCACUAAUUCGCAGCUUUACCUGAAUGAUAGAACAACACCAUAUCAGUAAUCACUAUACGGUUCCUGUUGACUCAUAAUAAACCUUUAUACAUACUUUGUGUCACAAUUCAGCUUAAUAUGACAUUCGAUAAGGUUGUAGUUCAUGUUUAGUUCCAUAGACAUGUAUUCAUCAUUACUAUAUACAAAACUAUGUAUAUAUUCGAUCAUGCAUGUCUUUCUUUUUUUUACUAGGACAACACUGAAUCAAGUUAUACUACAUACUGGACAAAAAUAAUACCGAAAUGAAGAAAUAAGUACGAUGGUCUCAUAAUGAAAACGAAAUAUUACUGAUAAUUUCGCGUUUACUAGGAUGCUAGAUGAUGGUUUGAUUGCCACAUCAUCAAAAAUUUAACGGUGUUAACAUAAUCCAACAGAGACUAACGGUCGGUGUUGGUGGUGAAACAAUUCGUAAAGUUAGUAGCCAAUAAAAAAGAAAAAUAAUUCGAGUGGCAAACAUGAAAGAUUUAUGUAACUUGAGUGACCAAACGUGUAAUUUAACCAUAAUACAAUAAAGAAAGAAGAGUGGCUAGGAGAUAUAUUGGCCGCUCCCUCCCUUCCCUUCCCUGUCGGAAAGCAGCUACUGUUUUGUCAUGCGCGUUUUCUGAAAUUGAACCAAUCCAAUCUCUCCUCCUCCCUUCCAAAACGAAAUUAAAAGAAAAAGAAAAGAAAAAAAUUGUGGGUCCCAUUCACUUUCCCCCAAAUCACUUCUCGAAAGAGAAAAAAAAGGAAAGGAUGGAAAGCACCAGCAGCACAGCAGAGAGCAAGAAAGAGAAGGAGAGGAGAGGAGAAAAAAAAGGUUGAAAUAUACCACGCGUUUCCCCAAACUUCCUCAGUCCUCCUCUCCCCCUCUUUCUCUCUCCUUCAAAAACCCUAAUUUCCUCUCUCUAAACCUCCACCAAAUUGAUUCCUCCUGCUCCCCGUUCCUCCAAUCUAUUCGAUCACCGGUGUAGCAAGCUCGACAGAUUAAUACUGCUAGCGUUUGUUCGUUCCCGAUGGACGACGAGGCGAAUAAGAAUAAUCCCGAUCCAGCUGUCGACGACUUCGCCAUCAGCGACUCCAGCUGCUGGACGACGCUCGGAUCCACAGCGGACACUGUCAACUACUUCUUCUCCGGCGACAGGCACGAGAGCUCGAUACUCAGCGACUUCGGGUGGAGCUGUACCGCUACCUCUCCUCCUCCUCCUCUCCUCCACCACCACCACCACCAGAGUAGUGUUGGAGAGAGGGUCGGCGGUCCGGCAGCUGGAAUAGGAACGCCUUCUGAGAGCAGCAGCAGCGGUCUACAAGGAUCCGGCGUUGGAUCCGGAGAUGUGGCGUCGGUUUCGAAUCCGUCGGUGUCGUCGAGCUCGAGCGAGGAUCCGUCGGCCGAGAAGUCGACGGGAUCGGGCGGUAAGCCGCCUGAGAUACCGAGCGGCGCAACGGCGAAAAAGAAAGGGCAAAAGCGGAUCCGGCAGCCACGCUUCGCCUUUAUGACCAAGAGCGAAAUCGACCACCUCGAAGACGGCUACCGAUGGCGGAAGUACGGCCAAAAGGCCGUCAAAAACAGCCCUUACCCCAGGAGCUACUACCGGUGCACGAACAGCAAGUGCACGGUGAAGAAGAGAGUGGAGAGGUCGUCGGAGGAUCCGACGAUCGUCAUCACGACGUACGAAGGGCAGCACUGCCACCACACCGUCGGAUUCCCACGUGGCGGAAUCAUCGGCCAUCAUUAUCACGAUGCAGCCACGUUCGGCGGUGGCGGACCCUUGUUAACUCCAGCGCCGAUGAUGUCGCAUUUCUACCACGUCCCGGCCGGAUUCGCCCACGGCGGCGGCGGCAGCGGCAGCGACACGCCGUCACCGGCCGCCAUGAUGCAGCAGUCACAGCAAGCAGGGGAUCAUCAACAUCAAGUAGCAGGAGAAGGUAGAGACAUAAUUGCUUCGACGCCGACUACAACUAGUUCCCACCGCCACGACCAGCAGCGGGACAAGAUUCCUACCGACGAAGGACUGCUCGGCGAUCUUGUGCCUCCUGGAAUGCGCAACAGAUGAAUUGCACGCACACAAAAGAACAAGGUACGCAACUACUGACUACGUACUAAUUUAAGUUUAUGAGAUGUCACGUUUCCUAGUAAUAUUAUAUAUAUGCCACUUCUUUUCCGGACGGUACUUUGUGCCAGAAUAUGAGGUUACCUAACAAUGCUUGAACCCACUUUCCUUUUUCUUCUUCUCAUUCUUUCGAGUUUUGCUCUGCACCUCUCGUUAACAAUCGGUACUUGUACCAGAAUAUGAUGUUAGCCUGUGCAAUAUGUCUAUCAUGUCAAAUUCAUCGUGAAUAUGCACUAUCUCGCUAUCGUGCUUUCAUAAAUAAAAAAAAAAAAGUGAGAACGUGCUCACAGAAUUUGGGAGCCAUCGGAUCAGGUGAUGUGCCCCGUGAUUGUUGGAUGGGCGCGGUGGGCAUGAGACAUGCCCAACACCCGAUCCGACAGCUCCCUGUCCCGUGAGCACAUUCUCGCAAACAGUGACGGACCCAUAAUUGUCGGAGGGGUGUGUUGCUGAUAAAAUAAUAUAAUAAUUAAAAAAUUAAUAGAAAUUAAAUAGAAAU
Messenger RNA from Linum trigynum, 2642 nucleotides. The record is from the annotation of a GenBank genome assembly. NCBI's taxonomy places the organism in Eukaryota, Viridiplantae, Streptophyta, Magnoliopsida, Malpighiales, Linaceae.